Molecule: messenger RNA, 755 nt
Organism: Spinacia oleracea (spinach)
Lineage: Eukaryota; Viridiplantae; Streptophyta; Magnoliopsida; Caryophyllales; Amaranthaceae
Product: auxin-responsive protein SAUR66-like
Exons: 1
Coding region: 225-632 (135 amino acids)
Biological process (GO): response to auxin
Source: RefSeq, a predicted model, not a curated record
UUGAGAUAACUGAAAAACAACAAGGCCUUAACCACAUGGUUUUGCUACCAAAAAAUGUGAACAAGGCAGUCACCAAUUCAAUGAUAUGUCUGCAACUUGAAGCUAUAAAACUUGAUCAGUCUUUCAACUCUUUCCAAUCAAGUAAACUGCUUACUCCUCAUCAAAUUCAAAUAUUUUAUCAACUUUUUUAAAGUUAUCUCCUUUGAUUCUUAAAACACCACAACAUGAUCAGCACAAAGAAGCUUAUCAAGAUGGCAAGAAAGUGGCAAAAGAUAGCAGCUGCCAGCAGGAAGAGGAUCUCUUGGCCACGACCAGCGGCUAAAGAGGGUCACUUUGUCGUCUACACAGCAGAUGGAAGACGAUUUAUGAUUCCUUUGACAUAUCUAAAGAGCGCGAUUUUCAUAGAGCUCUUCAGAAUUGCCGAGGAAGAGUUUGGGGUGACAAGUUCAGGGCCAAUAACACUACCUUGUGAUUCAAAUUUCAUGGAGUAUGCGGUCAAUAUGAUCCAAAGAUGUGUAGCUGAGGACUUGGAAAAGGCAUUAGUUAUGUCUUUAGCUAGUUGCAGAUACUCAUCAUUGUCACAUGAACAUCAAAAACAUACUAAUCCACAAUUGUUUUUAUGUAGUUUCUAGGGGGGAGAAAUUUUGAUUCCUUUUUGUACAGAAGAUGUAUAUGAUACAAUUUUGCUUAGAAAAGUAACAAUUAUCCAGAAAUUUUGUUCAAAUCAAACAGUUUUGCUGUUGUAGUAAAUAUCC